This is a messenger RNA of Apis laboriosa (Himalayan honeybee), 3187 nucleotides long. RefSeq names its product proton channel OtopLc-like. The transcript has 9 exons. Gene Ontology annotation, biological process: proton transmembrane transport. Bases 1 to 3024 code for a protein of 1007 amino acids. Lineage: Eukaryota; Metazoa; Arthropoda; Insecta; Hymenoptera; Apidae. Gene Ontology annotation, molecular function: proton channel activity. The record is from RefSeq and is a predicted model, not a curated record. Gene Ontology annotation, cellular component: membrane.
AUGGUGGCCGAAUUGACUGACAUUCCCGUCGCAAACGUAGAACGGAAGAGACUAACAGCUGAUCCGGAACAAUUUAUAUCUUCUAUCAAGCAAAAAACUAGACCGAAGUGGAUUCAAACAGCUAUUCGUGAACCGACCUAUAGCGUUCUAGAUAUCAACGAUAGAUCAAUUGAUAACAAUAUAUUAUUUGGUCAGAAGAGGAACGUAGUCGUGAUAACCGCUGUGAAAAGUGAUAAAACGAGAGGAAACGAUUUGGAAAUAGCUCGAAUCGAACAGAAGAAAGUUCCGAAUGUUUGGCUGCCGACAGUGAAUGAACUAACGUAUGAAAACUCGACGAUUCUCGAGGCAGAAGAUGAGGAUCCUCUUUAUAGCGUGGUAAAGAAACCCAAGAAGGUUCAGUUACCCGAUACAGGUUUUCUCGAGAGUAAACUUCAACCCAUCAAAGAACAAUCAUCGGGUGAGAGGCAAAUACAGAUCUGUUCGCGACAAGAGGAGCUUCGACGGUGGUUACAGGUUGCAUCGACACGAUUACCGGAACCAAGACGACUUUUCAGUUUCAGAGAAAUGUAUACGAACCAAUUGGGGAAGUUUGAUCAGAUGGAAGAUUGGAAGGGAGCCGUGGCCGUGCCUCGAGGGAUCGUCGGUCUGGUCGGGCCUUAUCGAGUUUAUCAAAAUCCGAACGAAAGAAGAGAGUACAUGCUUCAGGAGGAGGAAUUGGUCGAAGAAGUGGUCGAUUCUGUCAGUGAAAUCGCCGCGAGUGGGAACAACGGGGUCACUGAAUACCAUCAACGAGCGAAAUGGCGAAUAAGAGAGGACGACGAGGAAACUCUGGUGCCUGAUAUUCGAAAUAUCCCCGGUCUCGAAGAAUUUGCUGUGGAGACGGAAGAAAGCAAGGAAUUGUCCGAUUGGAAGAAAGUGGACGAUCAAGUUAUCAUUGAUUAUAGCAAGAACGACGAAGAGCUCAAGUCGAAGGAGGAUGAAUUCAAGGGAGAUAUCGAUGAGAUCGUAUCUGGGAAAGAGGAACGAGCUGUGGACGUUCCGGAAGAAGCUUCAACUGUUUCUACCACUUCGGUAAAGGAUAAAAAGGUCAGCAAUGAACAACACGAUAAGGAUAGUUUAAACGAGACAGGAAGUACAACAGGUGGCACCGUGGAGGGUACACCUGGCGGUGUCCCCAAUAGGGGUGAAAGGAACACCGAGACAGAGACAGCAAUUGCAGAGGGAACGAGAUCUGCUCCGUCCAAGUCUCUGGUCUCCAGAAUCCUUUCUAGGACACACUCUUCAAACGACCUAUUGGAUCAUUCUGAACCUUUUUCUCAGUUAUGGAUCAUCCUUUCGAAUGUUUAUGGUCAACUUCUCGUAGUACUGAUGAUUGCUCUAUGCUUAGCCGAAGUCAUGGACACACCUGUACCUUUGCUCAGUUUACAAGGCAUAUUUUUAAUGUACUUAUAUGUAGGAAGCAUAGCAGUGAUUAUCAGCAUCUAUAUUUGGGUAUUGGUAGACAGUUGUGGAAGUCUCGGUACCGGUACAAAUGGUGUUGACGAUGCGGAACUCGGUGGUACAUCCUUAACCAGGUUCGGAUCUUUGAAACGUGCUCACAUCUCGCGAUCUAGAACAGCUUCAACAAGUUUUUACAUUCGAGUUGGAGCGCUCCUUUUCGGUUUGGCGACUCUCGUUUUCAAUGGUUUAGAAAUGGCGAUGCAUUCCAUGAUGCAAGGCACAGAAUGUUUGAGCGAUGUUGUUUUCGUACAUCCGGUACUUCAUGGAUUAUUUACAUUUCUUCAAAUGCAUUUUCUUUUCGUGAAUUCGCAAGUUCUUGUAGAGAGAUUCGGUUUGGUAGCGAGAUUCGGAUUCAUCCAUUUGGCUGCUACAAAUAUUGCUGUUUGGUUUCGAUUAGUUAUUUGGGAUUCUGCUCAAGAAUGGACUUAUUUUGUUCAUUUGGCACAACGCGGUUUGCACAAUUCAGCUUCCCCAUUGAAUCUUCGAGGAUUUCCAGAAUCUUUGAUAAGGCAUACUCGAGAUUUGAUAAAUCAUUCUCCAGUAGAAAAACAAGUUUUUCAACCAUAUCAGCCUAUCUCGGAUGAACAAAUCUCACAAGUAAUUGCUUUACAAGAGUGCUUGAAUACUAAUACUCUUGGACAAUUGUGGACAUCGAGUAUGCCAUUUCUUUAUCCAUUUAUUGUACAAUUUAGUUUAAUUGCUGCUGCAGUGACUUUUGUAAUGGGUCAAAACGUCGGUCGAAAUCGAUUACAUAAGCAAAAGUUUCAUGGCAGCAAAGAUUUGACAAGUCACACUAAAGUUGGAUGCGAUGGUUCGAGCAAAGGAUUAUUCUUAGGCAUAUUGUGUAUGGUCGCGGGCAUAGUAGUAAUAUUGAUAUUUCUUGUCGUAAGAGAAGAUCAACAUUUUCCAUCGUCAACCUUAUCCUGGUUAACUUGCGGUACUUUAACUAGCAUUUUAACGUUGAGUACCUUAAUGACAGCUAGUGGGCUUAUUCAAGUUCGUCAAAUGUCUGUCGUUAUUAGAGCACCAGCCAUCUUAGAUAGUUUAUUAUCAAACGUGGCUCUCUUUGGAGUUCAGUUAUACUCUAUUUUCACGAUUGUAGUUUCUGCCUGUUCCUUAGCUAUUCUAGAGAAUGAAAGCAAUGAAACACGAGGAAGGCAUAUUAUGCUACUUACGGCAUCGAUUUUACAAUUAAUCCAAUGUUUUGCUCAAAGCACAUUGAUCGCUGAAGCAUCUAAGAGAUCUUGUAUAACUCGUUUCCAAAUAAUAGCGAAACCAGCCAGACAAGUGAUUACAUUUUUAUUAUUCAGUAAUUCUGUAUUAUGGGCUUUCGAUACUGUGGUUACACAGAAUUGGAUCUCACAAGAACUGCAAUUGAGAUUUUUUGGAGUACUCGCCUGGGGCGUCAUAUCCAGGAUUGGGUUACCUUUAUUGAUUUUUUAUCGAUUCCAUAGUUGUGUGUUGUUAUUAGAGGCGUGGAAUAAAUGUUAUAGAAUGCCAAGAGGAGAGCAUCCGCUCAACUGACGACACAGAAUGCUAUGUUCCUCGAGAUUACAACCAAGAUCGCAUGACUCUUAUUGUCGCAGAAAUGUGACCAUUAAUUUACAACAGGACAACGAAUGGUCCACCACGAUUCAGAGAACUCCAAAGAAAAUAUUUAAUUCGAAUUCAUGGAUGACGAAUUCGA